UAGAGGCGUUAAGCGCCAUGGCGCCGCUAUUCAUCAUCCCACCGCUAGAGGCGCUGCAGCACAAGCGACGCGCGCCCCUCUGUUCUCACGGCAUUCCAAAGCUGACGGACUCUGAGGGAUGAGCUGGGAUGAGAGUGGGAUGCUAAGGAUAAUGUUUUCCUUCAGCACAGAAAACGGGCUGCCGUGCACCCCAGCAGACGAGCGCAAUAAUUCACCUCACUAAACACACAAAGGAGUCAAGCAGCGCCUUCACAGGGACAGACUUCGCUCUUUCUCGUCGGAGGUCAGCCGUUUUUAGCAGCUUACAAGGUGUAAUGUCUCAGUGAAUAUACACCUCUGCUGACUGAAGCUGCUAAAGAAUAUUUAACAGCCGGUUCAUCCUGUGAUUGUGGUCAAACAGUUGACAGGUGAUGCCAGUAGAGCGGUAUGGACAGUUAUCAACGGUUACAGUGGCUAAAUCUAGGAUCGUAAACUGUUGAAACAGAAAAUAAACAUCUGCUAACUGCAUCAAUAUAUAUAUAUUGAAGACGGACUCCACUCUUGACCUUCAGACCACGUCACACUUGCCAUCAAUAAUGUCAGGUUAAGAAAGUCUGAAGUCUCCGAUCUUUGACACCACAGUGAGUGUUUCCCCAGAAGAGCAGUCUUUAGUAUUGCUGGACUUUCAUCGAGAUGUUCACCGCUCUGAAGAAGCUGGUGGGCUCUGAAGCAGGGCAGCUCAGGGAUAGAAAUAUUCCUGCCGGCCUGCAGUCCAUGAACCAGAGUCUACAGAGGCGUUUCGCCAAGGGCGUGCAGUAUAACAUGAAAAUAGUCAUCCGUGGGGACAGAAACACAGGUAAAAGUGCACUUUGGCACCGGCUUCAAGGGAAAAAGUUUCUGCAAGAGUACAUCCCCACACAGGAGAUCCAGGUCACCAGCAUUCACUGGAACUACAAAACAACAGAUGAUGUAGUGAAAGUUGAAGUCUGGGAUGUUGUAGAUAAAGGGCAAAAGCUUCCUCUUCCAGAAGGUGUAGGGAAAGGGAAAAGACGCGGAGAGAAUCUGAAAAUGGAAAAUGAACCUCAGGAGUCGGAAACCGAGAUGGCUCUCGACGCAGAGUUCCUGGAUGUUUAUAAGAACUGUAAUGGCGUGAUCCUGAUGUUCGACAUCACCAAACAGUGGACGUUUAGCUACAUCCUGAGGGAGUUGCCAAAAGUGCCAACACACGUCCCAGUGUGUGUGCUGGGUAACCAGCGGGACAUGGGCGAGCACAGGGUCAUCUUACCCGACGACAUCAGAGACUUCAUCAACAGUCUGAACAGACCGCCGGGCUCCUCCUACAUCCACUAUGCCGAGUCCUCCAUGAAAAACGGCUUUGGUCUCAAAUACCUCCAUCGCUUCUUCAACAUCCCAUUCCUGCAGCUGCAGAGGGAGACUCUGUUACGGCAACUGGAGACAAAUCAGCUUGACAUUGAUGCCAUGCUCGAAGAGCUCAGUGUCCAGCAGGAGACCGAGGACCAGAACUAUGACAUUUUUCUUGAGAUGAUGGAGGCACGCAAAGCUUAUGGCUCUCCGGCGCCAUCUAAUGGCCAGAGCCCAUCAUCGGGCUCCCAGUCCCCUGUGGUGCUGCCUGGAGCCGCCUCUCCCAGUAACUCCAGCCCCAGUACCCCUCAGGCCCCUGUCCCGCUCCAGACCCAAUCCACCCCUCCACCACCUCCAUCUAUACCACAACCCCCCACCCAUGUUCCCCAGACACCAUCACAAACACCUCCUCCUGCUCAGAGACGUGGCUUCAUCUCACGCCUGUUCGGACCGUCCACUGCAGAGGCAGAACCAGACAAACCAGAAUCUGUGGGCUCUGAAGAGCCAAAGCCCUCUGGAAAGGUGCAGCGUGUGGAGGACUUUGUGCCGGAGGUGGGCAUGAAACGGACCGUUCUGGAAGAUGGUAGAACAGCAGUUAAAUCAGCAUCAGCUCCCAUCCUGGACAGUGAUAGUGAUGGUGAGGGACGGGGAAAUCCUCUGGUCUCCGGCUUCCAGGAUGAUUUAGAUCCAGAUGACAGAGCGCUGUCCCAGCCUGCCGUUAAAGCGGCGGUCCCGAGCAUGAGCGUCACACUCACGAGUGAUGAAGAGGAGGAAGAUUCAUCUCUGCCCUCUGCUGCCCAGCACAAAGGCAUCGGCUCGGGCCCAAACUCAAAGAGUUCUAGAUCUGCAGUGAAUUCUGUCAAACAGCUGCAAACCAAGUCUAGACCAGCUGAGAGACCCCAAAGCCUGAAGACCCCAGCAGGAGCAGUGCAGCGACUGAAGACAGGAGGCGCUGUUGAGGCUCAGCAGAUGCUGUCAUUUGUCAUGGACGACCCUGAUUUUGAGAACGAAGAGUUUGAUGGACCCAAGAUCAAGAAGGGCACUUUUUCUGCACGAGAUGACUUAUCUGACCGGUCGGAUGAUGGCUUUGUGUUAGCUGGACUCCCAGAGCCCUCCAAACCUGCUGCCCCCUCAUUUAAGACCCUCAGCAGUGACAUUGACCUGUUCAGCCUGGGGUUUGAAGAGACGACACCUAAGAGUAAAGACAGCAGUGAAGACCAGGAGGAUAAUGAAAGCAGACACUCCACAAAGGACAAGAAAAAGAAGAAAAAGAAAAGCAAAGAGGAGGAUGAGAAAAGCAGCAAGAAACGACACAAACACAAGAAAAAGGUAAAGGAUGAGGCGGGAACAGGAGACGAGAAAGAAAAGAAGAAGAAGAAAUCUUCAAGGACCAAGAAAGCAGGAGCUGUGGACGAUCUUGAGGCCUUCCUGGCAGGUGGAGACGGACCAGGAAACAGUGAGGGCGGAGACUAUGAAGAGCUCUAACCAAUCAGGGUUUGACAUCCACGCCGUGUGACAUCGCCAGGUCAUUCUCCAAUCCAUUCCACCUGUUUCUCAGUGCCUAACCUUUUGAGUUUUCACAGUGUUUUUGUUCUUCCAGCAUUGCAGCUUUAUAAAUUGGUACAUGGCACCAUUGUUCACCUCAUGCUGUUUCAGUACUUUCAGACAUAUAACUUUUAGAUGCAUUUUCAAAUGAUCCAGCAUUUAUUUAGUUAUUAGCUGAUUAGAACUCAAAGUCCUUCCACAAAUAUUCGAAGUCAUUUUAGCUUUGUUGGUUUUGUUUGUGUCUUUGUCAGUGUGUGUGUGUGUGUGUGUGUGUGUGUAAAUAUGUGUCCCUUAACAUUAUGGCAACUCUGUGUGUGCUUGCAUUUUAUUUAGCAAGUAUAUAGAUGGAUUAAUCAGACGUACAUUCAAAUCUACGUAACAUACAUGAGAAGAGCCCAUUUCUGUCAAACUUUCAAAUAGCUAUUCACAUUUAAUUGAACAUUUAAUACAAGAACGGAUUUCAUGAACAGUUUGCACAGAAAUGCAUUCCUCAUUUGCUUCAUGAAUGAGACCUGACAUGUUGUGACAUUCAUUGUCUUUCAGACGCUGCAUCAUAAAUUAAACCUUCGGAAAAAUAAUCAGUCGUAACUAGAUUUAAUACCAUAAGCCUCUUUCGCCAUCAGUUUCUUUCCAUUAAUGCCUUAACAUGUUUUACACCUAACAAAAUGAAAGCCUUUAUAGAGCAAUCCUAUAAAGUUAAUUAAUGACUGAGGCUCUGACAGACUGCUAACACUGACAGAAUUACUUUGAGCUAAAGAGACACACUCAUGCAGCAAUCACAGUCACGUUUGCAACUAUAUCAUUAUAAUUACAACAAAGUUAGUCAGAUUGUCUUUUUGGCAAUUAUUUAUGCAGUUAUUAAACCAGUAUUGUUAUUUAUGAUCUUAAAAUGUGUUAAAAGUUGAUCACGGUCAAAAUUCUUCCUCUCAUGGUAUGUUUGUGAUGUCCUGUCUGCUAAAGGUAUUCAUUUCCUUUGCUGUAUAGCUUUAUUUUUGUUAUGGCUUGUGUAAAUGUUAGUAGUUGUGUAUAGGUCUUGUGUUUUAUUUGGUUCAGAAAUGGACAACCAAGAACAUUUGUAUCUGGGAUGUUGAGGGUCCUUGAACAUCCUUUAUGUAUAACAGCAGCCUAAAUUACUAAAUGCAACUAAACAGAUCUAAAAAUCUUUUCCCUCAUAGUUACGCUUGUUUUGGUGACCUAAAGCAAAGAAGGUUGAGUUUUAGUAAAAUAAAAAAAAAAAUCACAUUUAAGACAUACAAAUGUAAGACAUGAUGUAAAUGUAUUAAUUCUUGAGAAUAGGAUAGUGAAAGUAAAAUCAUAUUUUGAAUGCACACAUUUAUACUUUAUAAUAUCAGCCUAAAAUUUUGGCUUUCGAUGAUCC
Messenger RNA from Carassius auratus (goldfish), 4264 nucleotides. RefSeq names its product rab-like protein 6. Bases 673 to 2826 code for a protein of 717 amino acids. The transcript is spliced from 17 exons. Gene Ontology annotation, cellular component: nucleus; cytosol. NCBI's taxonomy places the organism in Eukaryota, Metazoa, Chordata, Actinopteri, Cypriniformes, Cyprinidae. Gene Ontology annotation, molecular function: GTP binding. The record is from RefSeq and is a predicted model, not a curated record.